AUGGUGAAAGAGCUCACAGAAAACUACACCAGAGUUAAAGAGCAACUGUUCUUUUACAAAGCAUUCCCAUCUUUCAGCAUUCAGUUGAAAGAUUGGGGAGGAAAGUUGUACUACUUCAGCUCUGAUCAACUCACCUGGCCAAGCAGUCGUGCUUUCUGUGUUUCAAAAGGAGCCGAUCUGGUGACCAUAACCAACCAAUCAGAACAGAUGUUUCUGUACUCUGAACUUAAAGACCAUUACUGGAUUGGUCUCAAUGAUCUGGACACUGAAGGAGACUGGGUUUGGGUGAAUAACCAAACUCUCAAUGACACUGGAGUACAGUUUUGGUACCAGAGGGUCUCUCAGAAAAGUGAACCUGAUAACUGGAGCGGAGGCGGCGCCGAUGGAGAGAAUUGUGCUAUUGUGAAAAAAUCUUCCAACUAUUCAAACAAUUGGUUUGAUGUUUCCUGCAAUUCUAUGUAUAAGUUUAUCUGUGAAAAGAAAGUCCAUCAGUGAUAUGUCAUGAAAGAGGUCUAGUUUCAUGCACAUGUAGAGAAAAGAAAAACAUCAUGUCUUCUUUUGGAUUUGUUUGCUUAUUCAGUUAAAAUGCGGUAAAAUGUAUGCUUUCUCUGGGAGGUCCCAAAUGCAUGAACUGAUAAAAUGUAUUACCUUGAAUGCAAUGUAUGUUGCUUUGGAUAAAAGCGUCUGCCAAAUGCAUAAAUGUAAAUGCACAAGCAGCUUUUUAUAUUGAGUGCACUUAUAUCCCAUCUUAGUUAUUUUAUGCUUGUAAGAGCAUGAGCGAAGGAUAUGAUUUUGGUCACGUUUUAGACAAACAGCUUUUUUACCUAAAACAACUUUUCAAGAAAUUUUCUAAGCUAGAAAUAAUAAGUCCUCUUUUCAGAAAAUUUGUUCAAAUGACAUGACGCUUCUGCAUUACAGCAUUAUAAGGAUGAGAUGUUUUUUAAUAUUCUGUGUGAAACUGUGCUGUGGUCAGCAGAUGGCAUUACACUUCUGAGAUGUUCCUAUGUG
Molecule: messenger RNA, 1008 nt
Organism: Rhinichthys klamathensis goyatoka
Lineage: Eukaryota; Metazoa; Chordata; Actinopteri; Cypriniformes; Leuciscidae
Product: C-type lectin domain family 4 member F-like
Exons: 4
Coding region: 1-495 (164 amino acids)
Biological process (GO): immune response; biological process involved in interspecies interaction between organisms
Cellular component (GO): external side of plasma membrane
Molecular function (GO): carbohydrate binding
Source: RefSeq, a predicted model, not a curated record